UGUAGCUGUGGCUCCCUUGAUCCUCCUAACAGGCCUUGUUUCUGCUGACUCUUUUCUUUGUCCUUUCCCAAAGGAUAGGAGGGAGCCCUAUUAACCAAGGAGGCCAAAGUCGAACCAGGGUUGCGUUGGGCUGCUUCUCAUUCUGAUGAAGAGGAGCUGUUCUAAUAUCCUUAAUGCUGUUGUUGGCAGUCAGAAACAGAUUCCAUUAUUGUCGAUCAAUGCAGCUGUCAUGCGGAGGGAGGGGAAGGAGGGAGGGACUCUUCCUAUUCACAGAUUGAUCAACCUGCCAUUGCAUGAGCAAAUGUGUUGUAAGCGAGUCAGACGCUACUGUAAUUGUAGCUGGAGCAGGGAAGGUCUGGUGGCGAUGCAAACCUCUCUGUUGUUGGCAGGAUUCUAAAUGGUCUUCCUUCGGAAAACUGAAAAACAAAGCUACAAGAAUUUUGUAUCAUUUUUCCCCCCCUAAAAGGAGGGCCGUCAUAUAUUACACUUUAUUAACUGCAUGGCUUUGCUAAUGUUUGCUGUAGCUUGGUCAUUUCUCUUUGUCUUUCCAUGCCUCCGCAUUUUUAAAAGCUGUUUUGUCAUUUUUAAACUGGAGGCCACCAGCCUGUCAUCUUCUUUUUACUCUUCCUGCUUGAGCUGAGGAGCUGACAUCAAAUCUCUCCCGCCUCUGUCUUUUAAUCAGAUAAGUCCGUCAGCCAGGGAGACCGGAGUCAGGCCACACUUUCUUUCUUUUUUUUUUACAUUCCAUUUUAUUUGGUUCAGCCAAGAAGCCAAAGUACUGGCCUCCCAAGACCCUCCGCAUUUCCCCGCUUUCCCUUCCCAGAUUUAUGCUGCCAUUAUCUACUGUAUGGAAAAGUUUUCUAGCUGGAGAAUGAGUCUCCUUUCUCCUGGGGAUGCGGCCGAGUGGCUGGAUAGCAGCACAGAAGAUGAGCGAAGCCUCCUGUCAUUUCUUGAGGUUCCACCAGAGAAAUCUCCUCGAAGACGGAGCAUCUCCGGAACAAGCAAUCCCACAGAUACGUCAAAUACAUCUCCUUUCCGAGUACCAGGCUUCUUUAGUAGACGGCUUAGAGGCUCAAUCAAAAGAACAAAGAGCCAAUCUAAACUAGAUAGGAAUACCAGCUUUCGUCGUCAGACCAUUGAAGAAAGGUCCCCUGGCUUGUCGAAGCUGAAGCAAUCAUUUUCCCAUGAAUCUUUGCUGACUCCAGGAAGUUCUAUUGAGACUUUCAAUUUUGGGGCUGCUGACAACGUCUUUGUAAUGCCACUUCAUAGCAGUAUAAUUGGACGAGACUUCUGCUUUGAGAUAUCUUGUUCUACUUGUAGUAAAUGCUUCAGUUGUACUUCUGCUGCUGAAAGAGACAUCUGGAUGGAGAACAUACGGAGGUCUCUCCAACCUAACAAGGAUAAUUGCCGUCGAGAUGAGAACAUGUUACGUCUUUGGAUCAUUGAAGCCAAAGGUUUGGCCCCCAAGAAGAAGUAUUUUUGUGAAAUAUGCUUGGAUGAAAUAUUAGUCGCCCGAACUACCAGUAAAUCAAAAGCUGACAAUAUUUUUUGGGGUGAACAGUUUGAGUUCUCUGGCCUUCCGCCCACCUAUCACAUUACAGUCCACAUCUACAAGGACACUGAAAAGAAAAAGAAAAACUAUAAGAAUAAUUAUAUUGGUCUGGUCAGCAUUCCCAUUGCUACUGUAACCAGUCGACAGUUUGUGGAAAAGUGGUACACCAUCAGCACUCCCACAGUCAAUAAGGGGAAGUCGGGUGUGCCAUCCAUCCGGAUCAAGUCACGGUACCAGACCAUCAUUGUCCUUCCUAUGGAAAAAUAUAAAGAGUUUGCUGAAUUUGUAACCAACAAUUAUACUGAAUUAUGCUCUGUUUUGGAACCAGUUAUAAGUGUCAAAAACAAAGAGGAGAUGGCCUGUGCUUUGGUGCACAUUCUUCAGAGCACUGGCAAAGCAAAGGAUUUCUUGACUGAUCUGGUGAUGUCUGAAGUAGAUCGCUGUGGGGAUCAUGAUGAGUUGAUCUUCAGAGAAAAUACACUUGCCACCAAAUCCAUUGAGGAAUAUCUCAAGUUGGUGGGACAGAAGUAUCUUCAAGAUGCACUAGGUGAAUUUAUCAAGGCAUUAUAUGAGUCGGAUGAGAACUGUGAAGUGGAUCCCGGCAAAAGUCCACCUAAUGAGUUAGCUGAUCACCAGGAAAAUCUCAAAAUGUGUUGUGAGCUGGCCUUCUGCAAAAUUGUCAAUACCUACUAUGUCUUUCCCCGGGAGCUGAAGGAAGUAUUUGCAUCAUGGAAGCAGCAGUGCCUCAAACGGGGAAAGCAGGAUAUCAGUGAACGCUUGAUCAGUGCCUCACUUUUCCUCCGAUUCCUUUGCCCAGCCAUCAUGUCUCCAAGUCUCUUCAACCUCAUGCAGGAAUACCCUGAUGAUAAUACCUCUCGUUCACUAACACUAAUUGCAAAGGUUAUCCAAAAUUUAGCAAAUUUCACAAGAUUUGGGAACAAAGAAGAAUAUAUUACCUUUAUGAAUGCCUUUCUAGAGCAUGAAUGGACACAUAUGAAAUGCUUCUUGGCAGAAAUUUCAAACGAGGACACCAUUGCUAAUAAGCCAGGAUUUGGAGGAUACAUAGACCUGGGGAAGGAGUUUGCUGUCUUGCAUUCUUUGCUGUGGGAAGUUGUUUGGGAGGUGGACAAGGGUGAAAAUUCCUUCCUACAGGCAACAGUUGAAAAAUUGGGUCCUUUGCCACGCAUUCUCGAUGACAUCUCAAAGGAUACAAUCCACCCUCUGCCAAUCCAGCAACAGUUGAGACGUUAUCCAGAUCAUAGUUCAAGCCCCAAUGUCUCUUCUGGGCUGCAAAAAAUAUUUGAAGACCCAGCUGACAGUGAGCGCAAGUUGAAGACAGCCCCUCCAGCAAAUGAAGACUACUUCAAAGGAAAAUUGCUCUCGAUGCAGCAAACGUCAUCCCGGAGUGUGACUUACUCAGAUCAAGGCGAAGAGACCAAUCUGCCCAAUGUCCGAAGCAUAUCGCUGAUGAAUCUCCAGGAUCCCAAUGUCGCACAGUGUGAAUCUGGAUCCAUGAUGCACGAGGCCCCGGUACGUUUAUCUGGCAGUCAGAUUUCAGUCAUCCAGGUGGCAAAUAUCAAGCAGCUCAGAACACCACAGACUGCCCCCCAAGUAAGGAGACCACUUCCCUCGGCAUUAAAUCAGCAAGGCAUUCUUCAUGCUCUUUUUUUCCAGAAUCCAGUUUACCAUCUCAACAAUUGUCAGGCAAUUCCUAAAGUGUCCAUGGAAUCAAGCUUGGAUCUCCUGAGUGUCACCAGUACCCGAAGCCUGAAUAGUGAAGACCUUAAUCUUAGUGUACUCAGCAAUAGCAGCAUGGAGGAUUAUGCCAAACGCAGCACCCUGAAUGAAGAUUUUCCUGGUCAGGGCACCCUACUGGACAAACGAGCUAUGCCAGCUCCUCAGAAUUACACUGUGCAGGUCCAAAUCCACAAAGCGGACCAAGCGAGUUCCAGCUCAAGGAUCAGAUCACCCCGCUCACUUCCCCACAGUGCUUCUCUUCGGAGCACAGGCAGCAAGUCUGUAGCAUCUGCCACGAUGGCAAUGGAGCCUCUUCAGGAGGGAAAUCAAUCCCAGCAACAGUCUUCCUCCUCCCGAGAGAGCCCAGUUCCCAAAGUGAGAGCCAUUCAGCGGCAGCAAACACAGCAGAUGCAGUCACCUGUAGAUUCUCCCCCUAUGUCACCUGUGGAAAGGACAGCUGCUUGGGUCUUAAACAGUGGACAGUAUGAGCAAGUGGAGGAAGAGGCAGAGCAAAACCCAGAUGAAGCCAAUCAUACAGAAAAGUAUCAGGAAGAGAUUGUCAAGCUCAAGGACCGCCUGAAGGCAUCAAGUCACCGGUUGGAGGAGUAUGAGCAGCGCCUCCUCGUGCAGGAACAACAAAUGCAGCAACUCAUUUUAGAGCACAGAUCAAUGAUGGAAGAUAGCAAGGAGCGGCUGCGAAAGCAGCAGGAAGAGAAAGAUAGCCAGAUGAAGAGCAUCAUCAGCAGAUUAAUGGCUGUGGAAGAGGAACUAAAGAAAGACCAUGCAGAAAUGCAAGCGACCAUUGAUGCUAAACAGAAAAUAAUCGAGGCACAGGAGAAAAGGAUUCUCUCCCUGGAUUCAGCCAAUACAAGAUUGAUGAGUGCCCUAACUCAAGUGAAGGAACACUAUGGCAUGCAGGCCCGGAGCAGCGCCUCUCCUACUAAUCCCCCCAGGCUUUCUAUCACAGAGAAUGGGGAAUUUAGGAACAGCAGCUGCUAAUUUCAAGUUGUCCCACCAAACGAAUUACCAUCUUUCAUUUCCCUUGCCCACUCCAAGCCUAGUUAAUCCUUUCUAUCACAGAGGAUGGGGAAUUUAGGAACAGCAGCUGCUAACUACAAAUUAUCCCACCAAACAAUUUGUCAUCUUUCAUUUCCUUUGCCCACUCCAAGCCUGAUUGACCAACUCCUUUGGUGUUCUCCAAAAACUCCAGGAAAACUGGACUGCCUGCCACCACCAUGUAAGACCUGCAUUAACAACCUGCUUGGGCUUCCUUUCAACAUUGCAGCUGGUAAUUACAUUUCCACAUUUCAGUGUGCUAGUUUUUCAACUUGCCUCGACCAUGGCAGCAACAUGUCAUGGUACAUAGGGCAGAAGAGGCUUCAGGGUACAUAGGGCAGAAGAGGCAUCAAUAAUUGCCUGACUAAGUGAGCACAGAAAAGACUGCUUAAUGUAA
Notechis scutatus (mainland tiger snake) is the source of this 4742-nucleotide messenger RNA. The record is from RefSeq and is a predicted model, not a curated record. Lineage: Eukaryota; Metazoa; Chordata; Lepidosauria; Squamata; Elapidae.